AUGUCGACGGCUAUAGCUGUCAGCGACGCCCCUACCUCGCUCGCCAUCUCCCCCAACCUAGAUGCGCUGCUCGAGCACGAUGAGCGGAUCCGGCAGCUCACGACGGUCGAGGUGCCGAUUGCUGGGGGGGAUCUAAGUGCGCCAUGGAGUGCUGUCUCUUUGGUGGAAGAGGUCAUCCACACCAGUCUACCCCCACCCCCGCGGAGGCGAAGACCAGCGACAGCGCCUAACAGCCCGGCAUAUCAUAAAGAUACGAGCCAGUGGCUGACGAUGUCGCCACCCUCCGCACAGAGCACCAUCCGCACCUUCAUCCGCUCUCCUGCUGCCUCGAUAUCGAGCACAUCCGACAACAACCCAUUCAUCAACCCUGCCCCGUCGCUGGAAGAUCUCAAGCGCCUGCGCAGACCGCGGCCCUCGCCCUCUUCCUCGCUUGCCGGCGCAUCGACGGGAAAUAGUUCGGUAGAAGCGCGCGCUGACAGCCCUUCCACUCCCCGCCCCCCAUCUCGCGCACGAGCAUCCCCUAUAGCGACCCGCGCAUCACCCACAACUCCGAGGACACCAACGCACGUACCGACAACGUCGUUGCCAGAGAAACUGGCCCCCAAACGACGCGUAGGAUCGGGCGCGGGAGGUUCGUGUACGUGGCGCCAGUCGGGCCAUCGCAAAACGGAGAGCGAGCCCGUGCAAGGGUUGAAUACGACGAUACAGACGCCUCUCAAAUUACGCGAACGCGCGCGUUUGAAGGGGAAGCUGCUGAAAUUGAAGGGGACCGGGACCAGUCACUGCAUACAAGGCGCUCUCGGGGGAGAACCACUCGAAAGGUACCGAGUCAGCCGACGAGGAGGAGGGCCGGCAAUUCGAAAUUCUGGAGAUCACCGCCACAGCCGGCGGAGUAGCUAG
Messenger RNA from Schizophyllum commune H4-8, 900 nucleotides. RefSeq lists its product as uncharacterized. Lineage: Eukaryota; Fungi; Basidiomycota; Agaricomycetes; Agaricales; Schizophyllaceae. The transcript is spliced from 2 exons. The coding region runs from base 1 to 900 and encodes 299 amino acids. The record is from RefSeq and is a predicted model, not a curated record.